CUACCCAGAGCUACUCCUACCUUGAGGCUUGAACUCUCCAGCGGCCAACGCAGUUUUGCCAAACUACAACGUUGCUGUCUUCGCUCUUCUCUGUUUCUGUGUUUUCGUGUUCGUCGCGCCUUUCCUCCUAAGGUUCGUCGAUCAAUCCUUCUAGAACCUGCCUGCUCUUCGAUUUUGAUUUUAUUCGUUUGUUUCCUGGGAAAAUGCAUAUACAGAGAGUCAUCGCAGCUUUGCUUUGGUUUAAACUGCUGAUGAGCCUUCCUCUUAAGCUGCCCUACCACCUCCCUUCCGUUUCUCGUUUUGAGUGGUUGCAGAGUGUUCCGCUUCAUAUUUCGCUUGAAAGCAAGGUUUUUUAGGUUACUGGACAUCCCUCUGUUUUCUGUAUGCGUAAUUAGGCUAGUUCGUCAAUGGAAGUAGCAAUGCCUAAAGGGAGAGAACCCCUAAUUUUGUCUAUGUAAUUACAGUUUCAGUCGGAGGCAGACUGCACUGUAUUCGUACCAUAGGUUAUUUCUGAAGGAAAUAGAUUAUAUCGUGGGACUUGUCGUCGUUAUUAUUAGGGUUAAUAUUUUCGUAUGGCCUGAACUUUGACCAAAAUAAACAUCCUGGCCAAUCUUUUUGAUCUAUAAUAUCCUGGCCCGAACUAUACACCAAAAUAAACAAUUUGGCCAAACCCGAUGUUUGACCGUUAACUUGGACGGUCAAACGCGUUGACUAACGGUCAACGCGCCACGUCACUGCCAAGUCAGAAGAUUUGAUAAAUAUUUAAUUUUUUCGUUUUUUAUUUUUUGUUUAACUAAGGUAUUAGAUGAUUUUUUUUUAAUUUAUAAUAAUUUAAAAUUAGAGAAUAUGUGGAAAUUGUGAAUUAUUUUAAAUAUUUUAUGCUGACUUGGCAGUGACAUGGCGCGUUGACUAACGGUCAACGCGUUUGACCGUCCAAGUUAACGGUCAAAAGUCGGAUUUGGCCAAAUUGUUUAUUUUGGUGUAUAGUUCGAGCCAGGAUGUUAUAGAUCGAAAAGAUUGGUCAGGAUGUUUAUUUUGAUCAAAGUUCAGGCCAUACGAAAAUAUUAACCCUUAUUAUUAUUAUUAUUUUUUAAUGACUUGUCUGCGUUAUACGUAAUGGGACCUUUAGGUUUUUGGGUUAAGCAAUUGAAGCUUUACAUUUGGGAAAUGUAUAUGGUGCUCAGUUGCUGGUCAACUUUUGUGGCAGAAUGAAAAGUUUCAGUGUAUGAUGCUUUACUGAUAUACUUGAGAUGAAUGGCAACUAAUAGAGUUGUUACAUUCGUAGCAGUCAACUGUAGUUAUUCUUUUCACUUUUUGAUCUUACCAUGUUUGAUCUAUCAACGCAGUGCUGCCAAUAUGUAUACGGCUAAGCAGAAGAUCCACAAAGACAAAGAUGUGGAACCUUCCGAGUUUGAGGAGUCUAUUGCUCAGGCGUUCUUUGAUAUGGAGAAUACCAACCAGGACCUGAAAAGUGAGCUGAAGGAUCUUUACAUCAACUCUGCAACCCAAAUUGAUAUCUCAGAGAGCCGGAAGGCAGUUGUGAUUCAUGUCCCUUAUAGGCUAAGGAAGGCCUUCCGAAAGUCUCACCUUCGGAUAGUGAGAGAGCUUGAGAAAAAGUUCAGUGGAAAGGAUGUCAUGAUCAUUGCUACCAGGAGGAUAGUAAGGCCCCCCAAGAAGGGUUCAGCUGCUCAAAGACCACGCAGCCGCACGCUCACUUCUGUCCAUGAAGCUAUGCUGGAGGACAUUGUGUUGCCUGCUGAGAUUGUUGGCAAGCGCACGAGAUACCGCCUUGAUGGAUCCAAGAUCAUGAAGGUGUACCUCGACCCGAAGGAAAGGAUUAGCACCGAGUACAAACUAGAAGCAUUCUCCAAGGUUUACCGAAAGCUUACAGGCAAGGACGUCGUCUUUGAGUACCCGGUCACUCCCGAUGCAUAAGGAUGUUAUAGCUAAGCUAUUUGUUUGUUCUGGGAGGCUGGAGGUUGCUAUCUAGUAUUAAGACCUCCUGUUUUGAGGAUAUGGUACUUCAGUUUUGUUGCUAUUUGUCCCCGAUUUUCUGUUUAUGUUUACAGUGGGUAACCAGUACAAACUUCAAAGAGGUUUUUGGCUUUUUUAUGUGAUCAAAUGUUUCACAUAUCGUUCAUGAGACUGUCUAUGAUGCUUGGUUGUCAGAAUUUUUCUGAUCUGAUUUGCUGUGAUGUGAAAGUGUAAAUUAGGCUUUGUGUGAAGUUCCUAUUGAAGGAAAACGCACCUUUCCUUACAGCUUGCUGCCAUAUUGACCCAAGCGGUUCUGGGCUGGGCUGGCCUGGUUGUUAUACUUAUAUCUUUGAUUACACCGAGCAGAAGUGCACGUGAGCCACUUGUAAAUGUCACUCGACAGAUCAGAAAAAGUGGUGGUGGCGUCGUGUGGGGAGGAUGCUUUGCUCUCAGCUAAGCUCGCUUUCCUCUUGAUUGAUCCCUUUACUAGUGCCAAACCAAGGUGGCCAAGACAGCUCAUGAAACCACCAUCGCUAUAUCAGAGCAUUUAUUUAUGGUAUAGGAGAAGCAAGUUUCCUUUUUUGUACCGAGAGAAAUAUCUCUAGAAGGUAGAAAUCGAUUAUCAAGAACCGUCGAUCUCGUGUCAAUAUGGUUUAAUUUAAAGUAUUUUAAAUUUCUAGAAAAGAGUUUCGACUUGGUAAUACAUUUUUCAUUCAAGU
Messenger RNA from Linum trigynum, 2693 nucleotides. The record is from the annotation of a GenBank genome assembly. NCBI's taxonomy places the organism in Eukaryota, Viridiplantae, Streptophyta, Magnoliopsida, Malpighiales, Linaceae.